AUGAGGCCUUUCCUGUGCCAGAUUCCUGACUGCGGCAAGGCAUUCUACAGACAAUCGCAUCUGGAGGUCCAUAUGUGGUCCCAUUCCAGUACAAAACCGUUGAGUUGCAGCGUUUGCCACAAGGGCUUUGUCACGUCACAACAGCUGCUUAGACACAAAGCAAAACACCACGAGCGAGAGCUAAUUUGCCCCCACGGAUGCGCCGAGAAAUUCCAGUCACAGCAGGAAUUAGGCGACCAUAUGUUGCUUACACAUCUUCUCAACAACGUUACAGAUAGCAACAGGGACGAUACGUGGGACGAUCUGUUUUGCAAAGAGAAUGAGUGCGCCGGCUACCCGCAGUACGACUCGUCUGUUAGUCUGUUUCGACACUAUGACGAUUUUCACGAAAUGAUGCCAGAGUCGUUGUUUACGUAUUUUGUGGAGUCUCCAAAUGGUUUGCAGGCACCUGAAGCAUCUGAGCCGUCAUACGACUGA
This is a messenger RNA of Ogataea haglerorum, 477 nucleotides long. RefSeq lists its product as uncharacterized. Gene Ontology annotation, molecular function: RNA polymerase II cis-regulatory region sequence-specific DNA binding; DNA-binding transcription factor activity, RNA polymerase II-specific. The transcript has a single exon. Lineage: Eukaryota; Fungi; Ascomycota; Pichiomycetes; Pichiales; Pichiaceae. Gene Ontology annotation, cellular component: nucleus. Gene Ontology annotation, biological process: regulation of transcription by RNA polymerase II. The coding region runs from base 1 to 477 and encodes 158 amino acids. The record is from RefSeq and is a predicted model, not a curated record.